Meloidogyne enterolobii is the source of this 244-nucleotide messenger RNA. The record is from the annotation of a GenBank genome assembly. Lineage: Eukaryota; Metazoa; Nematoda; Chromadorea; Rhabditida; Meloidogynidae.
CGCACUGAAUAUGAUUAUGGGGAUGAUGAUGAUGAACAUUACCCAGACAGAAUCACCCGUAGGCCGCGCUUCUCUCCUCGGAUGUUUUAUAAUUUUUGAAUUCUAUGGUCUGUUAUACUCAACUGAUUAUCUCGACAGGUGGUUGGCUAAUGAUAUCUACGACUGGCACCACAUUUACACAAACGAUGGUGAUGUCAAACUUGGGGAGGAAUAUUCUAUAUACCACUGCGAAGUGAGUAUUUAA